AUGCAGGAGCGCAGCAUGGGGUGGCGCCACGUGAGCGCCGCACCCAUGCUAGGCCGCGCCAACAGGUGGCUGGCCCUGUCCAUGUGCGCUGCACUCAUCCUGGCAUCCGGGCAGUUGGGCGCGGUCGCUCAAGCACAGCAGGAGCAACAGCCGCAAACAGGCGGCAACGGCCAAGGCGGCAGGCCCGAGUCGCCACUGGCGGCGCCCCAACCGCCGCCGCAGGCGCCCGCGCCCGCCCAACUGCCCGCGGCCGGGCCUGGGGCGCCGCAACCAGGGGCCGGGGGCGAGGCGGUGGCGCCGGCGGCAUCUCAGGGCACAGGUCAGCUAGCCAGCGCCCAGGGCCAAGAGCAGCAAGAGGUUCAGGAGGGAGGGCAAGCUGUGCAAGCGCAGGCGGGCCCGUCCGAGCAAG
Messenger RNA from Monoraphidium neglectum, 409 nucleotides. RefSeq lists its product as hypothetical. The record is from RefSeq and is a predicted model, not a curated record. Lineage: Eukaryota; Viridiplantae; Chlorophyta; Chlorophyceae; Sphaeropleales; Selenastraceae. The annotation marks the transcript as partial. The transcript has a single exon.